CAAUGAUCGCCAUCCUGAUCCACUUCGGACAUGUCGACCAUCGAAUACUCACUCGGGCCGUCCUUCGACUGUCCCUUCGGAUGGCCAGCCGAGCCGAGCUACCCCAUCGACCCCAUCAAUCAAACCACCGCCACAGCCAUCCCACACCAUCUCGCCUCUUCUCCCGAGCGACCCUCACGGAAAACGCCCUCGGAUCUCCUCCAGACGUGGGACUCGAUCUUCUCGUGUCGGUCGACCGAUCAUGACGAGCCAAUCGACCAACUGGCGACACUCCUCAAUAGGCUCUAUCUCGAGGCCGUCUACCUUCCCGAAACAUCUGCCGUCGAGCGUUUUGCAGCCCGGGUACGGAACUCGGAAGAGGGUUUCGAGGAGGAGGCUCUGCUAGGACUGUACGAGUCAUUCAUGAUCCCCGAGGAAGCUUUGGUCCGGAAGUGGGGCACUGAGAUGGGGAAGAUCGCACGGGUGUACGAGGCACGGAGUAAGCGCGCGGUCGACGGAGACGAGGAGCAGGAAGAAGAAGAAGAUGAGGAGGGAGAGGCGAUCGUGGUGGAGAAUGACGAGGAGCUCUUCCAUCUCAACGAACCCGAAGCCUUCGCUCUCGUCCUCCAACAAUUCUUCAGCCCUGCUCAACCCGACCUCUGUCGUCCUCUCGCCGGCUCUCAUCCCGUCCCAGACUCCACCAAGGUCGCCUUCAUCAAACCCGACUCGAUCGCUCAGCAGCUCGAGGUUUGGGGUACCAGGGACUCAAGUUGA
This is a messenger RNA of Puccinia graminis f. sp. tritici CRL 75-36-700-3, 753 nucleotides long. RefSeq lists its product as uncharacterized. NCBI's taxonomy places the organism in Eukaryota, Fungi, Basidiomycota, Pucciniomycetes, Pucciniales, Pucciniaceae. The coding region runs from base 31 to 753 and encodes 240 amino acids. The transcript is spliced from 2 exons. The record is from RefSeq and is a predicted model, not a curated record.